AUGCCAGAAAACCUAUUUAAACAUAUCUUGUCACCGGCUUUAUGCUCUGGCAUGCUUGGAUCUUUCCAUGUAAUCCACCUUCAAUCACAGCGUGCAUCUUACAUCUGCCAUCUCUCAACAAACCAGUGGACUGGCCCCAUUUUCCUUCCAUUCAGUGUUGUUUGCUGGAACCCACAACAAUUCACGAACGCUUGUGUUGUGGCAUCUUCAGAGAGG
Molecule: messenger RNA, 216 nt
Organism: Paraglomus occultum
Lineage: Eukaryota; Fungi; Glomeromycota; Glomeromycetes; Paraglomerales; Paraglomeraceae
Source: the annotation of a GenBank genome assembly